Messenger RNA from Oncorhynchus mykiss (rainbow trout), 5469 nucleotides. The record is from RefSeq and is a predicted model, not a curated record. NCBI's taxonomy places the organism in Eukaryota, Metazoa, Chordata, Actinopteri, Salmoniformes, Salmonidae.
AAUUAAUCCACUAAUUUAAUUUGUCUAUGAAAGCCAGUAUUUAAGUAGGCUAAACAUGUGUAGUGGCAAUAGUAGGCUUAGACUGCCUGUAAAAAUAACAGCCUAAACCAGAAAGGUAGAAUAUGGGUGAGAAAUCAGCAGGCCCAUUAUAGGCCAAUAGGACAGGCCUAUUCAUAGAAAUGGACCUAAUAAAGGAGGGGUCAGAAGUCUGGACAAUGAGCAUCUGUGAGAUAGAUAGCUCGUCGUUAAACGAUUAAGACUCUAACUACCAGGAUGCAUCAGAACAAAACAAAUCCUCUCCCCUCUGCUCUGGGUAGAGAUUGCCCAAAAUAUGAUAGGAUCAGUUUAUCCUCCCCAAAUCAUAACCUCAAUUAUUACUGGGUCACGCGUAAAACUGACUCUAGAUCAGUGUCUAGGGGUAGACGUUAUCCGAGUCCCCCUCCCCUCGCGUCUCGCUCACGGCUGUGGGCUGUGCGCUGCAGGGGGGCGGGAGGCGAGGAGAGCGAAGCGGCAGAAGGCUCAUUGUGUGUCGGUUAGAAAGUGGGGGUCGUUGCGGGGGGGAGAAAGCGUGCGUGGAGGCUGAACUCUCGCUUUUGUCGCCUGUGGAGGAGGGGGCGGAUUAAGUAGCCAGCUCGCUCACACACACCAGGGACGCCCGGUUCGUUUAUCAGCAUCAUCAUCAUACCCAUUACCGAGGAUACACAGUGAACCGGGAAGGGAUGCAAAUUUAGCGCGAGACGGACAGUGGGACUUCGGUCUCAGCUGGAUUCGGAUAAAUGGUGCGUGCGCCGUUCCGUCGUCGGCGAUGAGAAGAAAGGAGGACAAAAGAUGAACGGAUGGAGGAUAGACACGGCCCCCCGGUAGACACGCGCCUUCGGUUUACCGCAUCUCUCUGAUCUCGUGCCGCCGUGCGUGAGUCUGUCGGUCGGUCGUUCAGACUGUGUCUCACUAGGGAGAAAAACCCGAACAGUAUUCCCGAAUUACAGGAGGCGUUGCCUGUAUCUGACUGACUGCAGAGAGACUAUUGUCUGUGUGUGAUUUGACGUUUAGGGGUGUGAUUGUAUGUGAGCGGGUGUGCUUGUGUGUGUGGUGACUGUGAAAGGUGUGUUUGUCUGAUUUGAUGGCGAGGGGUGUGUGAGGGUGUGUGAGUUGCUGGUGUAAGGGUGUGUGUGGGUUGACAGUACAGGUGUGUGUGUGAGCCAUGGGGAACACAGAGAGUAUGGAGUCUCAGCUAGCUGUCAUCAGGGCCAGGGCUGCUCCUGUCAAGCUGCCCAUGCCUGAUCCUGCUGAGCUGGAAGAGAGGUUCUCCAUUGCACUGAACUCUAUGAACCUGCCUCCUGAUAAGGUGCGUCUGCUCCGUUGCUACGACAACGAGAAGAAGUGGGAGCUGAUAUGUGAUCAGGAACGGUUCCAGGUGAAGAACCCUCCUCACACCUACAUUCAGAAGCUGAGAGGAUUCCUUGACCCGGCCGUCACACGCAAGAAAUUCCGUCGGAGAGUCCAGGAGUCGACUCAGGUGCUCAGAGAACUGGAGAUCUCACUACGGACCAAUCACAUCGGGUGGGUGAGGGAGUUUCUCAACGAGGAGAAUCAGGGCCUAGAUGUUCUAGUAGAGUACCUCUCCUUCGCUCAGUACGCGGUCACGUUUGAUGGGGAGGUAUCGGAGGCCAGUACUGAAGAGAGAGCUGUAGAUUCCCCCUGGAGUCGUUCUAUAGAAGAUCUCCAUGGAGACAGCAACCUGCCCUCCCCCUCCAGUGGCAACAACGUACCGCGCUCCUCACGCCACUCUAUCGGGUCAGCGUUGGUGUCCAGGUCUAACACACUGCCCAGUAGGAAGACACUGAAGAACUCCCGCCUGGUGUGUAAGAAGGACGACGUUCACGUGUGUGUGAUGUGUCUCAGAGCCAUUAUGAACUACCAGUAUGGCUUUAACAUGGUAAUGUCCCAUCCUCAUGCUGUGAAUGAGAUCGCUCUGAGCCUCAACAACAGAAACCCAAGGACUAAGGCUCUGGUAUUGGAGCUGCUGGCUGCUGUGUGUUUGGUCAGAGGAGGUCAUGAGAUAAUCCUGUCUGCUUUCGACAACUUUAAAACAGUGUGCUCAGAGACCCUGAGGUUUGAGAAGCUGAUGGAACAUUUUAAGAAUGAGGAUGACAACAUUGACUUCAUGGUGGCCUGUAUGCAGUUCAUAAACAUUGUGGUACAUUCUGUUGAGGACAUGAACUUCAGAGUGCAUCUUCAGUAUGACUUCACCAAACUCAAUCUGGACGAUUACCUAGAAAGGUUGAAGCACACAGAGAGUGAUCGGCUGCAGGUGCAGAUCCAGGCCUACCUGGACAACGUGUUUGACGUGGGGACGCUGCUGGAGGACGCAGAGACCAAGACCGCCGCACUGGAGAGGGUAGAGGAGCUGGAGGAGAAUAUGACCCACAUGACAGAGAGGCUCCUGGACACAGAAAACGAGGCCAUGGCCAAGAUAGUAGAGCUGGAGAAACAGCUGAUGCAAACCAACAAGGAGCUGGACACCAUACGGGAUGUGUAUGCUAGUGCUAACAACCAGGUGCACACCCUGCGGAGGAUCGUGCGUGAGAAGGACCAGACCAUCCGCAGGCAAAGUCGACUGGAGCGCCAUGCUCAGGAGGGUGGGAGGGGGCACCUUGGUGGUUCCGGAGACAGUGGGCUAUGGCUUGUCAGGGGCGGGACUAGGGAUGAUGCCAGCCCCUCCCCCUCCCCCACCACCUCCACCAAUGCCAGGGAUGCCAGGGAACAUGUCAAACGGGCCCUACCCUGCUCCUACUCCUCCUCCUCCUCCCCCACCUCCCCCUCCUCCCCCCUUAUGUUCCAUGGAGUCCUCCGGUCCUCUGCCUCCCCCUCCUCCCCCAUGCGCCCCUCCACUCCCCGGCUGUGGUGGAUCACCACUGUCAUCUUUAACUCCGGCCUGGCAGAGGGGUCACUCAAGCUGUUCUGUAGGUUCCCUCUGAUCACACGCUUACAACUCCACGCAAUCAUCGCUGCUUCUGUGUCCAUCAAGUCCUCCCAGAAACUCAAGAAGAUUCUAGAGAUUAUCCUGGCUCUGGGGAACUAUAUGAACAGCAGUAAGAGAGGAGCGGUGUACGGAUUCAAGCUGCAGAGUUUAGACCUGCUGCUGGAGACUAAGACUACCGACAGAAAGCAGACCCUGCUGCAUUACAUAGCCAACGUGGUGAGAGAGAAAUACCCCGGAGUCGCUCUGUUCUACAAUGAGCUGCACUAUGUAGAGAAAGCUGCCGCAGUGUCCCUGGAGAACGUGGUGUGUGACGUGAAGGAGUGUCAGCGUGGUAUGGAUCUGUCGUGGAGGGAAUACAGCAUGCACGGCCACAACCCACUCCUCAAAGACUUCAUCAGCAAACACGAGACUCGCCUGCAGAAACUACAGGAGGACGCACACAUCGCACAGGAUGCAUUUGACGAUGCGGUGAAGCACUUUGGGGAGAGCUCUAAAACCAUGCCUCCCUCUGUCUUCUUCCCUGUGUUUGUACGAUUCAUCAAAGCCUACAGGCUGGCGGAGGAGGAGAAUGAGCAGAGGAGGAGGCAAGAGCAGGCGCUGAUAGAGAAGCUGGAGCAGGAGGAGCUGCAACAGGAGCAGGAGGCGCCUAAGUCCCCGUCCAACCGUCCAAAGCAGCGGCAGCAGGAGUCCCUGAUCACAGAACUGAGGAGGCGACAGGGCGGUAAAGACAGCAGACAUGUCUACGAGGGCAAAGAUGGAGCUAUAGAGGACAUCAUUACAGUGCUGAAGACCGUCCCUUUCACUGCCAGGACGGCCAAACGCAGCUCUCGCUUCUUCUGUGAUCCCACCCACACUGAAUAACACUGCUAAACUCUCAGAGAGAGAGAGAGAAAUACAGGGUAGAGGGGAGGGAGAGGGGUGAGGGAAAGCUAGGUGGGAGAGAUAAAGGGGAAUAACAAUGAGAUAGAGAGAGGAGAGAAGCGUGGGGAAAAAGAGAGGCAGUUAGAGAGAGGGGGGAGGGAGGGGGUGAGAGAAAGCGAGAGAUUGACCCGGUCUCAGAAGUAGUGACUCUACCAGAGAGAAGCUGAACUCUGAACUCUAUAGCAAGACAGACAUCAAGAUUACCUGUGACCUCACCUGUCUGGUCUGACAUCACUGCCCCCACCCCCCAUCCCCUCUGUGUUACUUACACAUGUUAUGAAGCUUCUUUGCUGAUUAUAACUGUUUAUAACCCUCCCAUAACCCUGGACUGUAGCCCUGGAAUCAACCUGCAACCCACCAUGCACUUUGACUUUCUGCCCUCUAAACCCGAAGACUGUUGAAAGGGGUCGGGUAGAGGGAGGAACUUGAUACGCGAUGACAGUGACUGGACAUUUAGUAGCAACACAGUCUGGUCAUUUAAUAGCUACAUAGCAUUUCCAGUUUAUCAGUUAAUAGCAGACAUGACAAGCAAAACAGAACAGCAAAAAUAAACAGUUGUUUUUUGUCCAAUUAGUAUUAGUGAUGUACAGUAUGUGUCUCUAAAGCUGUGUGAUGAUGUCAGCAAAUGACAUGAUCGCUGUCAUAGGAUAUUGAGAAGGGAGGGGGAGAAGUUUGAAGAGUUUCUUCUUGUUGAACAUUCCAACCAAUUCUAAUUGAUAACGACAUCACAAAGGGUUCUUAACCCACUCCUAUCCAGCUGUAAGAUGCCAGAACUGAACACUGAGAAUAGUGUUCGAAAAGCUCACUCCUACAAGGUUCCCUCUUCUCCGUCUGCUGCUGUGUGACAGUGAAACGUGUACAGCGCUCGCUACGUUCACUACAUUGACUAUGUUUACUAUUUACUACCUUUAAUACCUUUAACCUCCAACAGGGUUUUUCAAAGCUCAGGCCCUCCAGUUCCUCAGUCCUGCUGGUUUUCCUUUCUCCCUGGCACUUGAUUGAUCGUUUAAUGUUACUGAUAAUGAUUGGCUGCACAGUGCACACACACCUGGUUUCCCAGGUAGAAAUCGGUCUCUGAUUAAAAGAGAAGUAUGAAAACCAGUAGACACUGUGGCCCUCGAGGACAGGAGUUGAUACCCCAUACUACCCUAAAAUAAAGGUCCCUGUCUCAUCCUUGCCUGACCAUCCAAAAGUCCCAGUCUGUUUCUGCUUUAUAGCCAACUGACUCCUUUGUUGUGAUCUUGUCACGGUGAAGGUAAAGGAUGUAGUGUUCUUGAAUGCAGAAAGUCUGGCACCUAGGCUACUACACCACCCAUGAUCUUUCCUGGCUCAUGGGACCAACUUUUACGGAGACUCGAGAGGGAUCGCUCCAUUUCAUAAAAAAAUAAUAAAAAUAUGUAACUGCAAAAAACAACAACAGCACAAUACUUUUCUACUGUGUAUAUAUAUUUUCUAGGGAAUCCCGCUUGUUGCUUUUAUCCCUCACUCCCAACCCUGCUGUUUGUCAAUGUUGAUGUUCAUUCUUAAUCUGCACUCGUUGUGUAAAUAAACUGUAUCCAGUCAGA